CAGCUGGAGCUGUGUGGAAGGCAGCCUGAGAUGGAGUAGGAGGGACGGGUCCCAUAUGGGGCGGAGACACCUGUCAAUCAGAGGAGUUUAGGGGGAAUAAAACUUGCAGGGUGGACUUGGGAAACUAAAUAAGAAAAAGAGCCAGCGGUUGGUGGGUUGGAGGAAGCACGCAACCCAAUGCAGGGGUGUAUUGGGCAGGGGGAGGAGGAGCCGCUUCAAGGAACCGGGAUGUAGGGACAGGAAAUUCUACCAUUCCCUGUUUGACUUCUAGAGCCACGUAUUCCGGAACUUGAAAUGGAAGAUCUGGCCAGUUAUUUGGGGACCUGAAAUCUUCCCGGGAACGGCAGUCGCCGCGCGGGGCGGCCUGGGAAAGUCACCAGUCAGCAGCGCAGCGGCGGGAACCGCAGCCCGGCGGCCCUGGAACCUCCCAGGUCAGAGGAGCUGCGGGGCUGGGACACGGAAGGGAAGGGACCAGGGUGUGCUCCGGGACGCUGCUCAGAAGGACACAGCUUUCAAAAUUCUCUUGUGGAUAUCGUUCCGUUGUCGCUAAGUUUGGGAAUCUAUGAAGUCUCACACUGCUCAGCCAGAUCUGCUCACCUGUGAAUCAGAAAAACGAGCCGUGGACAAUGGAGAGAGAGGAGACAGUAGCCAGGGAUCCAGAAACUCAGAGAAGAGCAACAAGAAGAAUGAAUGUUUCUUUAGUUAAUGCUCCCCAGGGUCUGUUGUCAUUCAGGGAUGUGGCUGUGGACAUCUCCAAGGAAGAAUGGGAAUGUCUAGACUGUGCUCAGAGGGCUUUGUACAUGGGUGUGAUGCUGGAGAAUUACAACAACCUACUCUUUGUAGAGAACCAUCGCAUAUGUGGUAAAUAUGAGAAGGUCGUGCAUCAAGUCACAAAGCAUUUCAUCCAUGAUCAUGAAAACGUCAAAGAGACGUCUUGUAAAUGUAAUGAGCUUGGCAAAGUGAUUCAUGAAUCCAGCCAGUGUACACCUUGUGACACAAGGGAUACUACAGAAAAUAACAAGUACAGAGUUGGUAACCACAGAGAUGCCUCUGUUGAAACGUUAAACCUCAACAGACACAAAAGUGGGAAUGGAAGAGAAGAACCUUGCAAAUAUACAGACUGUGUAAACUGUUUAAAUUUGUGUUCCAGCAUUAGCCAAAAUCAAAGAAAUCACAUAGGAAAGGAAGAACACAAAAAUAUGGAGUAUUAUACAUUUUUUGACUCUAAUACAGAAAUCACACUGAAACAAACUGAUAGUGGGAAGAAACAACACCAAUGCAGAAAACAUGGAAAAUGCCUCAAGACUCACUCAAGCCUCAUUAGACAUCAGAGAUUCCAUCCUAGAGAAAAACCCUACAAAUGUACAGAAUGUGGUAAGUGCUUUUGUCACAUAUCACACUUUAGAAGACAUUACACGGUCCACAUUGGAGAGAAACCUUACAGAUGUAGUGAAUGUGACAAAUGCUUUACAAGUGGCUCAUAUCUUAGAAUACAUCAGAGAACCCACAGAGGAGAGACUUAUAUAUGUAGUGAAUGUGACAAAUCCUUUACCACAGAAGGUCAUCUUAGAACUCAUCAGAGAAUCCAUGCAGGAGAGAAACCUUACAAAUGUGGUGAAUGUGAGAAAUCCUUCUUGAGUGUCUUUGGUCGUAGAAAACAUCUGAAAACUCAUACAGGUGAGAAACCUUACAAAUGUAGUUCAUGUGACAAAUCCUUUAUCCAGAAAGACAGUUUUAAAAUGCAUCAGAGAAUUCAUUCAGGAGAGAAACCUUACAAAUGUAGUGAAUGUGACAAAUUCUUCAUACGGAGCUCAGAUCUUAGAAAACAUCUGAAAACUCAUACAGGUGAGAAGCCUUACACAUGUAGUGAAUGUGACAAACCCUUUACCCAGAAAGCCAGUCUUAAAGUACAUCAGAGAAUUCAUUCAGGGGAGAAACCUUACAAAUGUAGUGAAUGUGACAAAUUCUUCAUACGGAGCUCAGAUCUUAGAAAACAUCUGAAAACUCAUACAGGUGAGAAGCCUUACACAUGUACUGAAUGUGACAAAUCCUUUACCCAGAAAGCCAGUCUUAAAGUACAUCAGAGAAUUCAUACAGGUGAGAAGCCUUACACAUGUAGUGAAUGUGACAAAUCCUUUAUUAGUUGUUCAGAACUUAGAAAACAUCAGAGAAUUCAUUCAGGAGAGAAACCUUACAAAUGUAGUAAAUGUGACAAAUCCUUUACUCAGAAAGGCAGUCUUAAAAUGCAUCAGAGAAUUCAUACAGGAGAGAAACCUUACAAAUGUAGUGAAUGUGACAAAUCCUUUACCGAUAAAGGGAAUCUUAGAAAGCAUCAGAGAAUUCAUACAGGAGAGAAACCCUACAAAUGUAGUGAAUGUGACAAAUCCUUUUCCCAGAAAUACAAUUUUAGAAUACAUCAGAGAUUUCAUACAGGAGAGAAACCUUACAAAUGUAGUGAAUGUGAGAAAUCCUUUACAUUUGGCUCAUCUCUUAGUAUACAUCAGAGAAUCCACAGAGGAGAGACUUACAAAUGUAGUGAAUGUGAGAAAUCCUUUACCCAGAAAGGGAAUCUUAGAACUCAUCAGAGAAUCCACACAGGAGAGAAACCUUACAAAUGUAGUGAAUGUGACAAAUCAUUUUCUCAGAAAGACCAUCUUAGAACUCAUCAGAGACUUCAUACAGGAUAGAAACCUUACAAAUGUAGUGAAUGUGACAAAUCUUUUUCAUGUUGCUCAGCUCUUAGAAAACAUCUGAAAACUCAUACAGCUGGGAAACAUUACAUACUGUAGUGAAUGCUAGAAAUUCUUUACAGAGAAAGAAGUUUUGAACUCAUUAGAGAAUACAUACACUUGAGAAACUUUAGAAAUGUAGCAAACAUGAGAAAUCCUUUACUCCUUGCUCAUCUCAGAAUCUGUUGUGGGAUAUUUGAUCAUACUCUGAAACCUAUAUGUUAAAAUCAAACAUGGAUUGGGGUUGUGACCUGGAACUAGUUGACAGGAAAUAGCCACAGAGAGUAUGGAGGAGCAUGGAAGACAUAUAGACACAUAGGAAGGAGUAGGGAACGACUUGGAGUUUUGUGGUAGUUUUGGUUUGAAAUGGUUGGAGAGACACUCUUAUUGCCAGGUCUCUGGACAAAAUGGAACACCAGCUGGAUGCUCCCCGCCCUCUCUUAACUAGCAGGUUUUCACCCCAACAUCUGAUUCCUGAGUCUUUGUUGGUAAAUACAACAAUAGAGAUUUAGUUAUAAACUACAUGUGGUGGCUGUGGCAUAGUCUGUGCCAACAGAACCAGAAAUCCGACCAGGCCAUUGCCUGAGCAACAGGGUGUUGAAUGCAGGGUCGUAGGGCCACAGUCAGAAGCAACCACUGAGCUAACCGAGGAACAACAUGAACACAUCAGAAUAUACAUAUGAAAAAGAAACCUUACAAUUAUAGUGAAUGUGAGAAAUCCUUUACAAUUUCACAUUUCUUAGAGUAUAUUAGAGAAUUCACUCAAGAGAAAAAUCUUACCAUUGUAGUUAUCUUAAUUCGGGUUUAAUUACUCUGAAGAGACACCAUGACGAUGGCAACGCUUAAAGGAAAACAUUUAAUUGUGGCUGGCUUAUACUUUCAAAUAUUUAGUACAUUGGACUCACAGUGGGAAGCAUAAUGACAUGCAUGCAGAUAUGGGGCGAGAAAAGGAGCUAAGAGUUCUACAUCUUUAUCCUCAGGCAGCAGUUAGUGAUUAAUGUAUUUUAAGUGUGGCUUGAGCAUAUAUGAGACCUCAGUGCCUGCCUCAAUGGUGACAUGUAGAUGUAACCAACCUUCUUAUUAAAUAAGAAACACAGAACCAAUGCAAAGAAGAAAGCCAAGAGGUCAGAGCUAAGAGCUAAAACCUUACCCUUCCUCCUGCAGUGGUCCUACCUCUCUGAACCAGAGCUAUCCCUGUGUUAAAGUCUUUAUAUAGAGUUCCUGUCCUGCCUUCUCGUUGGUUGUAAACCCAACCACAUGACCGCCUCCUCACGGCCUGUCUGUAUAGACCUCCAGGUUUUCCAUGAUUGGUAUUGAGAUUAAAGGCAUGUGUAACCAAUAAUGGCUGUAUCCCUGAACACACAGAGACUUACCCAGCUCUGCCUACCAAGUGCUGGGAUUACAAGUGUAUACCACCACUGCCCUGCUUUCCUAUGGCUUGCUAAUAGCUCUGACCCCCGAGCAACUUUAUUUAUUAACAUACAAAUAACAUUUUAAUACAAAUAAAAUAUCACCAUAGUGACACAAUUCUUCCAACAAGGCCACAUCUAAUAGUUCCACCCACUAUAGACAAAGCAUUCAAACACAUGAGUACAUGGGGGCCAUACCUAUUCAAACCACUGUAGUAGUCAAUAUAAGGAACCUUUUAACUACAAAAUCACCCUGAGAACAUAUCAAAGUAUUUAUACAGGAGAGAAAACUUAAAAUGUAAUGUAUGAGGAAAAGUCUUUACCUACCUCUCAGGUCUAAGGAAACAUCUGAAAAUUCAUACUGGUGAGACAAAUUUUCAUGGGAAAUAAUUUGGCAUGUGAUUUAACCAAGUUCUGUUCUUAUCUCCACUUGAGACUCCACACUAGAGAAUCAUUAUGAACAUGAGAAACUUGUGAAAGCCUUUAAGUUAUUUCAAAUCUUAGAAAACAUCAAGAGUUUAUGCAGAGAGAAAAUUUCAAAAUGUAGGACAAUUUUCAUUAAAAUAUUUUACAUGUUCAACCUGAAAUACAUCAUAAUGAAGACAAAUUGAGAAAACUUAAGCAUAUGCUAUUGUGUAAUAGUUUCCUGGAGACUGGAAUGAUCCAUUUUGAAGGGAAGCUGAUUAAGGCAGGAAAUAUGCCACUCAAGAGCUUCAACCUUCAGCUUCAAGAAACCCCUGAAAUUGACAGCAUUCAGUGUUCAUAACUCAAAUGAAGAAACUCAGAAGUCAUACCCCUUAGAAGAGGAUUUUAGCCAUCAAGAUAGAAUGCUCGUUAACUUGUAGAUAUUCAUGAGCUUUAUUUUACAUGAUGGUUUUUGAGUUUUGAGAUAACAACUGUUUGAGUCUGUUAUGCUCCAGUAAGCAUCUGCUUACCCAUAAUCUUGUAAGCAAUUCUAAUAAAGCUCAUUGAUUCAAAAAGUUG
Peromyscus californicus insignis is the source of this 5122-nucleotide messenger RNA. Its product is annotated as zinc finger protein 420-like. Gene Ontology annotation, biological process: regulation of DNA-templated transcription. The transcript has 5 exons. The record is from RefSeq and is a predicted model, not a curated record. The coding region runs from base 627 to 2687 and encodes 686 amino acids. NCBI's taxonomy places the organism in Eukaryota, Metazoa, Chordata, Mammalia, Rodentia, Cricetidae.